UUACUUCUCGCCGUUUUGGCAAGUUUGGCAACAACUUUGCUCGUAAAAUAGUUUAUAUUCGCUUUAAUAAUUUAAAUUUAUCAUAAAAAGUGAAUUACUCAUUACAGUUUAACUUUGAAUUCGGUGUUUAAUCACGCGUGCUUCAAAAAAUGACAAUGGAUUUGUAUCGGUUGCGUGAUAGAUUCGAACAACUUUGCCGGUUCUGCCUGUCGGAAGAUGGCUGCAUACCGAUUUUCACCGAAGACCUUCAACUGAACGAUCAACUGGCCAGCUUGCUGGACAUUCUGUUAGCCAAAAUCGACGAUGAAGACGGUUUCCCGAACAAUAUAUGCGCAAAGUGUGUCUAUUGCGUGGCGCAGUUUGUCCAGUUCGAAGCGACAUGCGAAAAGUCUUACGAUACUCUGGGUAGGAUUCUGGAUUUGCCAAGUCCGGAGCGGGUUGAAAGCCCAAUUAAAGCUGAAUCCGCACCUGUAGAGUGCAUGGAACCUGAAGCUGUGGAAGAAUAUCUCAUAGAAAAGGCUUCUCAAGAUACAGAAGAGGACUGUAUUAUGGACGAAGACGAAGUGCUGGUUGAACGAUUGGAAGAUGAGCCAGUGUCUGUAGCUGAAGAGCAUAUUGAUGUACAAGAGGAAGGUGUACGAUAUAACUCGGAAGAAGAUAGAACCAGUCCUAUUGAAAACACGUCUUACAGUAUAACCGCCGAGCAACAGCAAAUGCUAGACGCAGCUAUGCAAGUUCAAUCGUCUGGAUUCAUCAAACGAGGAACUCGGUCAAUUCCUAUAGUUGAGUGCAUAUAUUGUAAAAAUACCUACCGUGGUCGCAACACCCUGAAGAAGCAUCUACGAAUCCAUCUUAAUAUCAAAGACAAUCAAUGUUCGUAUUGUCCGAGGACCUUCACUGACCGAAGUUCGCUCAGAAUUCACGAGGGGCGCCAUACCGGAAAGACCUUCAGAUGUCCUCAUUGUGAUAAAGAGUAUUACAGCCAGAACGAACUUCGGCAGCACAAAACGAUGCAACAUUUGGAGAGGAAAUACACGUGUGGAACGUGCCAGAAAAAGUUCCCCUCCAAAACCAUACUGAACGAUCACUAUCGGGUUCACACUUUGGAAAGACCGUUCGUGUGCACGCAAUGUGGAGCCGACUUCAAGCGUAACCGAAAUCUCGUUCGCCAUCAACUGCUACACGCGAAAUACAAAGCAAAAAUCAAGCUCCAGUUGAAUUGUACGGUUUGUUCUGAAGUGUUCAACGCCCCCAAUGCACUAUUAGAACAUCUGAAAAGCAAACACUCAGAAGCACUCGAAACGCUUCGAAACGGUUCAUUCGAAUGUCCCCAGUGCGAUGUAAACAGCUUCCGAGAUAUCGAAGAGUGUCUGAAACAUCGACAGGUGCAUUAUGACUAUGAAUCUUCGUUGUCGGUGAAGAAGAGACAAUACACCCAUCGGCAGAAGGAAGCUUCCUUUGGCUGUAGUGAAUGUGGGAAAACGUUCAAAUCGAAAGCUCUUGCCACGAAACACAUUUCGACUCAUGGAGACAGUCAACACCUUAUAUGUGAUGUGCCAGAUUGUGGGCUACUGUGUAAGGAUUCAUCGUCGAUGAAAAUCCAUCGGAAAAAGUCGCACGCUAACGAAAAGGAUCCCAAAUUUUCCUAGUUUGUGACGAUCCUAUGGCAACUUUCGAGGUGUGUUCUGAGCUAUAUGCUGAAACGGAUUUUUC
Molecule: messenger RNA, 1713 nt
Organism: Aedes aegypti (yellow fever mosquito)
Lineage: Eukaryota; Metazoa; Arthropoda; Insecta; Diptera; Culicidae
Product: oocyte zinc finger protein XlCOF28
Exons: 4
Coding region: 150-1649 (499 amino acids)
Cellular component (GO): nucleus
Molecular function (GO): zinc ion binding
Source: RefSeq, a predicted model, not a curated record